Messenger RNA from Chanos chanos (milkfish), 4326 nucleotides. It is a transcript of the gene zc3h18, whose product is annotated as zinc finger CCCH-type containing 18. The transcript has 20 exons. Gene Ontology annotation, molecular function: metal ion binding; RNA binding. NCBI's taxonomy places the organism in Eukaryota, Metazoa, Chordata, Actinopteri, Gonorynchiformes, Chanidae. The coding region runs from base 144 to 3569 and encodes 1141 amino acids. Gene Ontology annotation, cellular component: precatalytic spliceosome. The record is from RefSeq and is a predicted model, not a curated record.
UUUUACGGUUUUCUCCGAUAAAGAAAAUAAACCGUCGUAGUAUCCACUGUGUAUAUAGAGACACAGAAGGAGAGAGACCGGGUAGUUUUUAACAACGAGACCCCGUCUCCCAAGCCGCUGUGGGUUGGAAAGAACUUUUCCUAAUGGACACCCCCGAGAGCCCCACCCAAUCUCCUCAGUCCCCUGAGGAGGAGGAGAAAGGGCUGUCCGAUAGUGAGCUACUGGAGUCCCCCGAAUCCCCAACCGAGGAGGACAGGGUGCUGUCAGACACCGAGCUGCUGAACGAUGAUGAGCACGAGCAGGAAGAAGAGGGCGGGAGAGGCAGGAUGGGAGAUUCCGACAUGGACGACGACGAAGAUCUCGGAGGAGGAGCUCGGGACGAUGUCUCCGACCAAGAGGACGAGAAGGAGGGGGUCGACCUUGGCCAACAGGUGCGUCCUGCGAGGUUGCUAGGAGACGGCAGAAGGGGAAUUCGGUCUCCCGAGGAAGAGGAGGAUGAAGAAGAGAUUAGAGAGACCCCCAGGUCUCCGGACCCUGACUCCGAGCCAGAUCAGGAGCAUCCAUUCGGCUUCCAGGAGGAGGAGAUGUUACGCCGAGGUCGAGAUGAAGAUGACGAUGACGACAGAGGAGAGGUGGUCGCCAAGUCCGCCCUGAUCCAUCGAGAUAUGGACGAAGAGGAGGAUGAGGAGGAACAAAGGAGGAGGAGAAGGGCUGCAAUGGCGAACGAGCUGAAGGACGAGUCCUCGUCCGUCUCCAGGGAGCUCGACGAGCAUGAGCUGGACUACGACGAGGAGGUGCCAGAGGAGCCCAGCACGGCUGCUGGCGAGGAGGACGACGCGGAAAAAGGUCCUGGAGGAGAGGAUGGAGAGGAAGAGGAGGAAGACGACGACGAAGUGGAGAAAAGGAGUAAGAAGAAAGAGAGAACUCCCAUACUACCUCCACAGCAGAGAGACGCGCAGCCGAAGAAGCUGGAAGAACCCAGAGGCCAAGAACGAGGGAGGAGAGAUUCGUUCCGAGACAAAAAGAAAGAGGAAGAUGAUGGAGAGAUCGACGAAGGAGAGAUUGAUGAUGAUGAUCUGGAGGAAGGAGAGGUGAAAGACCCCAUGGACAGAAAGAUACGACCAAGGCCUAUCUGUCGUUUCUUUAUGAAAGGUAACUGUACAUGGGGAAUGAACUGUAGGUUUAUUCAUCCGGGGGUCAACGACAAAGGCAACUACACACUCAUCUCCAAACCGGAUCCUUUCUCCCCCAACGGAGCGCCCCCGGGCGGAGGACCUCACCCGCUCAUGCCCUCCAACCCCUGGGGGGGUCCUGCUGUUGAGGAGCUCCCUCCUCCUCCUCCUCCCAUGGAGCCACCAGUGGAGAGUGCCUGGGAGCGGGGUCUGAGACAUGCCAAAGAGGUGUUGAAAAAAGCCACAAUCCGGAAAGAGCAAGAGCCCGACUUUGAGGAAAAGCGCUUCAACGUGACCAUUGGCGAGGACGAGCGAGAUUUCGACAAAGAAAACGACUUCUUCAGGGAAAGAGGGUACCGUAUCACCAGAGAGAUACGAGACGAUAUCGAAUUCAGGGACCCGAUAUAUGGUGAUCCGUAUGCUGACCCGUACUAUGAUUAUGAGAUGGAAGCUUUCUGGAGAGGGGGCCAGUAUGAGAACUUCCGUGUUCAGUACACAGAAACUCCACUUCCCUAUCACUACAGCGAUCGAGAACGGGACAGAGAUCCUCGUGAGCGUCAUCGCGAACGCGAGAGAGAGCGCGAAAGAGACCACCGUGAGCGAGAGCGUCGCCAGAGAGAGCGAGAAAGGGAGAGAGAGAGGGAGCGAGAGAAAGAGAGACUGCGCAGAAAGGAGGAGUGGGAGAGGGAUCGUCUAAAACGCGACGAGAAAGAGGGCAGGCCGAGAGAACGCCCACCUCGAGAGCCCCGCGAGAAAAAAGAAGAGAAAGAGAAGCCGCCUAAACCUCCUCGUUCUCCUGUCAGCAUGCCCCCCAGAGGACCGAUAGAGCCACAGCCCAAAAAAGAACUGGUCCCUCUGGCCAAGCGGCCGGAUGAAUGGAAGGAUCCCUGGAGAAGGUCAAAGUCUCCAAGGAGACGCCCCGGCCUAACUGGGUCACCGCCACGUGGGCGUAGGCGACAUCGUCCCUCUGGGUCUUCGGUGUCUCUUUCAAAUUCCUCUAGGUCAUCUUCUCGUUCCUCAUCGUACACAGGAUCAGGUUCCUCACGUUCUAGGUCUCACUCGCGUUCACGUUCCUCUUCUUUCAGUUCCUAUUCGAGCCACUCCUCCCAACGCAGCUCUUUCAGCGGAAGCCGCUCCAGGUCCAGAUCUUUUUCUUCAUCUCCUUCUCCAAACCCUGCGGCACAAAGGAAUGCUAACAAGGUGAAAGCAGAGCAGCCUCCAGCAGCAGUCAAAGGCCUGCCGUUGAAGCCUGGUGCAAUGCCCCCUCCUCGCAGAGACAAAGUCCCUCCGAAAAAAAUGGCCACCCCGCCAUUACCGGGCCAACCGGGAAAACCAGUUAAGCCCAUCGCCGAGGGAGGCAAACCACCAGUCCCCCGCGAGGGAGGACGGCCUCCUCCACCUCGUGACCCCACCAAACCACCCAACAUCAGGGAAGGCCGCAGGAAGGCUCGCCAGCAGCAUAACCCACCCCGGAGGCGGACGAUCAGUGGGAGCGUGAGUGGUAGCGCCAGCAGUUAUUCCGGGUCGAGUUCUCAUUCCCGAUCCCGCUCGUCUUCCGCCUCGCUCUCUCGAUCUCGCUCCGGAUCGCGCAAAUCCAGGAAAUCCAGGUCUCUGUCUGUGAGCAGUGUAUCGUCUGUCUCGUCUGCGUCGUCGAGCAGCACCUCGGCCAGAAGCGCAGACUCCGACGACAUGUACGCUGACCUGGCCAGUCCCGUGUCCUCUGCCAGUUCCCACUCUCCCACCCCCGGGCACCCCCGCAAGGAACGGGGCACGCCACGCGACCGAGGCCCCAAUAAAGAAAGAGGAAAGCCUCCAAAGAGGGACGAGCCUUUUAAAGAAGAGAGGAAAAAGGUCGACCCGUCCAGCCUUCCACCCAAAGCGACCUCUGGCGUGCCCAGGUCAGGGCCCGGGAACAGAGGUCACCCCAUGCACCCUCCGUCCAUGGGUCCUCCGGGCGGCUAUGGGUCCCAUAAGGACAUCAAACUCACUCUGCUUAACAAGCAGCAGGCAGACAGAGGCAACAGGAAACGGUAUUUCCCAUCUGACAAAGAGAGGCCAACAUCUCCCCUCAGUAAAAGGAUAGCACUGUCUCCAGACAGAGGUCGCGACAGGAGAAUUCCCGGGAGGCCUCCACUUUCUCCGAGAAUGGACAGGCCCAGACUUCAGGGUCCCAGGCCAAUGGGCCCACCGGGAGACAGGAAGCGACUGCUGUCUCCCCCGCCCAAAUCUUCCGGGAAGGCGCCCAUGGUGUCCGCUGGCAAGCCCCCCGGGCCCGGCGCCGGGUCCAGCUCGGGGAAACCCAGCAGCACGCUGUCACGCCGCGAGGAGCUGCUCAAACAGCUGAAGGCCGUGGAAGACGCCAUCGCUCGCAAACGGGCGAAAAUCCCUGGCAAGUGAGACGCCGUCGUCGGUCGUGGGCCGCGCUAAGCAUCCUGGGGAAAUUAGUCAAGGAGGACGCGUAGAGUCCUGGAGAAACGAAUAUGUGCGGUCAUUUGUCCUUCACCUUAAAGGUCAUCCUAAAACGUACUGGGACAGAGAGACCACUCAAAACCCUUUGGCCUGUACACCCUCAGAGAGAGGUUGACUAGAUUUUAUAUUGAUAUAUGAACAGUAGUGAGGCAAUUCAACAGCCCUUGACCGUUUUGUUUUUUUUUGGGUUUUUUUUUUUGAGAAGGAGAAAUCUUUACCAUAGAGUCUCAGUAAUGAGAAAAAAAAAAUGUAUAUGUUUGGUCCAGGUUGUGUCUCGCUCUCUUUUUUUUUUUUCUGCUCCCCCUUUUCACUAACUCUUUCACUUCACUCCCACCUCCCAUUCUAUAUCCCCCUCUCUCCCGGCCCUUUGCCCUUUGACAUGGUCAGUUUUUGUUGUGUUUUGUUUUUACAGGUCCUCGACACUGCCUCCCAGAUUAGAAAAUCGGUUUUGCUUCAGCAGAUUUUGUGUCUGACUGAAACUCUUUGACAUUUCUCUCAGGAUCCUGAUUGUUGACAGAGGUCCUGUCUUAACCAAUGAACUCUCUCCUUCUCUAGUUAUGUGUGUUGUGUUUUCUGAUUGCGUCGUUACUCACCAUGUAUAAAUAUAGUAAACCAGAUGAGAAGCACCCAUUUCAUAACAGUGUAUGAUUCUAGAGAACAAAUGACAGUGAUGUGAAGUAUUGCU